Molecule: messenger RNA, 4103 nt
Organism: Dicrocoelium dendriticum
Lineage: Eukaryota; Metazoa; Platyhelminthes; Trematoda; Plagiorchiida; Dicrocoeliidae
Source: the annotation of a GenBank genome assembly
AUGAGAUUAAAGACAAUAUACAAGACCUCUUUACUGGUCGGUGGACUAUUUUUGUAUACUUGCUUCAUUCUGUAUUUAUACGCCGGCUCGAAAGAUCGACCUUCCGACGCGUUGUUGGGAAAGAUGGCAAUUGUUCGUGAGAAGGGAUUGGUGGCAUUAGAGAUGGAGUGGUUGAACCACGUAGCCGCAGGAGACAAAACGGUUCAACAGAUAUCAGGAAACAAAAACCGCCUCGUCGUGAAUAACGUUACCCACGUGCGAGAGAUUUACAAUGACCUUAAAUUUGACAAUCCACCGGGUGGAGUGUGGAAACAGGGCUUUCCCAUUCAAUGCGAGAGAGAAAUGUGGUCCAAGAAGCCACUCGAAGUCUAUAUCGUGCCGCACUCUCACCAUGAUCCAGGAUGGAUCAUGACGAUUGAAGAGUACUUCAUUGCCAAAACCAAACCUUGCUUGGAUUCCACUCUAAUGACUCUUCUGCGCCGUCCUGAGGCGCGGUUCACUUACGCUGAGGUGGUUUUUUUCAGCAUGUGGUUCAAAGAUUUGUCCAGUCUGAAAAAACAGCAAGUAAAGAGUUUGUUAGAGAACGGCCGAUUGGAAAUCUCCACUGGUGGAUGGGUCAUGACGGAUGAGGCUGCUGCCCACUACCACGGUAUGAUUGACCAGCUGAUCGAAGGCCACCACUGGCUGAUACAAACGUUUGGUUACUUGCCCAACACUAGUUGGUCCAUAGAUCCAUUUGGUCAGAGCUCUAGUAUGGCCUAUUUUCUGAACAAAAUGCACCUAUCCGGUGCGGUGAUCAAUCGUGUUCAUUAUGAGAUCAAGCGUUAUUUGGCCGAAGCAAAAGCGUUGGAAUUCAACUGGCGACAAACUUGGGAUCUCACAGGACAUUCCGAAGUACUCACCCACUUGUUGCCUUUCUACUCUUACGAUAUUCCGCACACAUGUGGUCCGAACCCGGCGGUCUGCUGCCAAUUUGACUUCAAGCGCAAGCACCCGUUUGGUUGCCCUUGGAAAAUACAACCUAAACCGAUCAGUCCAGCUAAUGUUGCCGAACGUGCUCGAAUGCUAGGUGAUCAGUAUUGUCAAAAGGCCACUCUCUUUAACAACUCCGGUAUUAUCUUGGUACCGUUGGGUGACGAUUUUCGGUACACCACUGUCGAGGAAUGGGAUAAGCAGUUGGACAAUUACGGAAAGCUGAUCAACUAUUGGAACGCACAUCCUGAGGAAGGAAUUCGAGCACGUUUCGCAACAGUAUCCGACUACUUCGUCGCUCUGCGUAGAAAUUUGAGGGUGUCAUCUUCGCCCACUCCUACCUCCACGAAUUUGCCCCGGCUCAUUGGUGAUCUGUUCACCUACGCAGAUCGAAAUCAAGACUAUUGGAGCGGAUAUUUUACCUCUCGACCUGUUCAGAAGCAGUUGGUGCGAGUUUUGGAGUCGGAACUGAGGGCAGCUGAGAUUCUGUACACGUAUGCACGUCAGUACGUCUCCGCCACCUCUACGCACUCUACCUUGUUGUCAACCAUUGACGAGUUCCACCCCAAGCUAACUGAGGCCCGGCGUAAUGUCGCCCUGUUCCAGCACCACGAUGGGAUAACCGGAACUGCUAAGGAACAUGUGGUGCAGAACUAUCAUGCAAAGCUGCUCUUAGCUCUACACAAUGCUCGCAUCGUCAGCUCUGUGGCUGUUGCGAUCUUACUGCUAACAUUUCCUUCACCAGACAAAAUUUCGCAACCGUCUUCCACUGAAAUCAGCCGCAUAUCACUCGACCGACUGCUUGGGUUAGCGAUUGAACUAAAGCAGUCCGACACAACAGUGCAUCAUCGGGUAUCGUCGUUGGAGGACACCUUCUCAGCCAGCGAACUUCCCGAACCACAAUUGCUCUAUUCACCUUCCCGUGACUCCACCAGUCACGGACUCGGCACUGUGUGUUUAUUCAAUCCAACUUUUCACCGUCGCACUACAUCAACCGUCCUCACUGUUCAACGUGAUCGCACCCCUUUGACUGCAUUGCAAACUGUAUUCGAUCCUCAUAAGGCCUCUUUCACAAACCGUACUCUGCUCAUUCAAGCUGAUCGUGUGGCUGUAAAACAGUCAAACAGCAAACUUCAUCUCUUCGUAGACCGUCUUCGGAUCGGCCCCGUGACCGUGGAACCCAUGGCUUUUACCUGCAUCCACGUCGUAGCGAAUAAAUCCGGCCUCGUGGACUCUUCACUGCCAAUAGACUUCGAGAAAAUUUCACCUAGCCGUGUCGAAAUAACCCUCAAGUCAUCCGAUAUCGAGCUUCGGUUCGAUGGAACCACUGGUUUGCUGAAACGUUUCGUUGACUUGCAUUCCGGGUUGCGUGUGGAUGCCUCGAUCGACUUUGUUUUAUACCGCACCUCGAAAGAUAGUCCUGGCAGUGGGGCGUACUUGUUCGUACCAACCGGACAUGAGGAGGUGAUGACGAUGCCUACACAGCCCUCGAUCCGCGUCCUUCGUGGCCCUCUGACAGAGGAAGUAACUGUCUUCACUCCUCUGGUAAAUCACACCGUUCGUUUGUUUAAGGACGGUCGAUCACCCUCCGCUUCGGUUCAAAUCGAAAACGUUGUGAAUCUGAGUAACCACUCGAACUUAGAGUUAGUGAUGCGUAUUCGGUCCAACGUUUCUACGCCGGAUCGCUCUUUCUACACGGAUUCCAAUUGUUUCCAAUUUAUCAAUCGGACCUACUACGACAAACUACCUGUUCAGGGGAAUCUCUACCCCAUGUCGUGUGCUGCGUUCCUCGAGGGCGAUUGUGCCUCUUGUGAUCCAGGCAUUCGAUCACGUCUCACGUUGCUCUCAUCCUACGCCCUCGGUGUAACCAGUCCUGUAAGCGGUGAGCUCAGGGUGUGGCUGGAUCGCCGCGCACCUCGCGACGACGAUAGAGGUCUGGGCCAGUCACUCAUUGGUCGUUGGUUUGGCUGCUCUCACUUUGUACUAACAAUCGAGCUCGUCAACCGCUCUUCUAUGGACAGCCUGAACUGGGUUCCUCGACUUUCGCUGCCAACCCAGUUCGCUCUGCACGAUUUGCUUCGACCUGUUCUCCGAUUUUCCGUUGACCCCUCUGUUGCACGCUACAUGGCACCUGCUCUCAAUCUUUUUCCACCGAGCACUAACAUCCCCUGUGAUUAUGAACUCAUCAAUUUGAAGACGUUCCUCACUUCAGUUCCCUCUAGUGUCCCUAUCGGUCUGUUGCUUAGAAGGCAUCCCCCUUUCGCUGCCUCGGUUUCGAAACCAACUGUGGCUAAGAUUUGUCAGAAUUUAUCCGGAAGCGCACAACUUUCAGUGAACUCCAUCUUCUUCCCCUUGGGGCUUCAUGAGGCAGCACCGACUCGUCGUAUCACUAUGGUGGUCGAGAAGGACGAACAGCUUCGCUGGAACACGCUGGCAGUGCGCCGUUCAAUGGCCGCCCGUUCAGCCCAGUGGUCCAAGGCAAAGUGCACUACCGAUUUGCCCUUGCUGCAUGAAUCCGUUGAUCCUGUCGCUCUUCACCGUAUGAAACAAGAGUAUUGGCGGAAAAAGCACGGUCAACAUGUGAUGCGUAGAUGGCACAAAGUUGUACUCACCAUACUUAUCGUCAUCUUGGCAGCGUCAUUCAUUCUGAUGGCGAUACUGCUGAUGCAACUGGCCAGCAUUGUGCACUCCAUGCGGCACUUCUUCGCUCUUGUAGCCCAAGCGAAAUCGAAUGCCAACGCAUCGUUGUCCCAAACGGAAACCUAGAAGAACCGUACUGCGUACUCGCGCCUGUCUGUCAUCGUCACGAGCACUCGUGUCCAUUUUGUGAGAUACGCCCUCACAUCCUCAUUACCCGUAUACAAACAAAGAGUGGUGACAUCAGCAAAAAACCUUGAUUAAUCUGUAAAUCGUCGAUAUCCUCUGACAGUGCGAAAAUGACCUUUUCUUUGACAUAUACACUCAGCCCAUUUAAAUGGUCUUAUUUCUCAUUGGUUUACUACUCACCGUGUAUCGAUCUUUCUAUUUCGCAUUAAGAAGAUAAAACUUCAUCUAGCUGUAGAAAGUAUGCGCAUGUGAGUGUAAUCUUUUCAUUAGCCUGCUGUUCACAUGCAAUAUGGAAAAAUAUUGCG